Molecule: messenger RNA, 810 nt
Organism: Haliotis rubra (blacklip abalone)
Lineage: Eukaryota; Metazoa; Mollusca; Gastropoda; Lepetellida; Haliotidae
Product: cytochrome P450 81F2-like
Exons: 2
Coding region: 1-810 (269 amino acids)
Biological process (GO): hormone biosynthetic process; progesterone metabolic process
Molecular function (GO): heme binding; iron ion binding; steroid 17-alpha-monooxygenase activity
Source: RefSeq, a predicted model, not a curated record
AUGGACCUGGUGGUUGUAUAUCUACUCACCCUUGUCAUAGGCUUAUUACUCUGGCUACUUUACCAGAAAUGGUCGAGCAAUCGAAAAUGCCCUCUACCCCCGGGGCCCUCUGGUGUGAGGGUGUUCUCAGAGAUUAUCAGCGCCCUCCAGUCUCAGAGGGUCCACUUGUCGGCGGAGAAAUGGGCCCAGAAGUAUGGCGAUAUGUUUUCUGUGAACGCCGUCGGGAAGACGAUGGUGUUUUUGAACACAUCCGAAUUGGUCCGAGAAGUCAUGAACGGUGCGGACUACAAAGCAGUCACCAACGACCGACCCGCGACGUUCUUCGGUAAAUACGUGGCCAACAACUAUAGUAACAUCACAGAGUUCGUGACGUACGACAGCACGUUGGUGUAUUUCAGGAAAAUGUUCCACAACUCCCUGAAACUUUACGGGGACGGGGUUCACAGUUUUGAAGCCUUGGCGUUAGAUGAGCUCCAAAACGUUGGCCACAAUCUCAGGACGUCUUUCGGAAAUGUUGACAUGGAAACAGUGUUUUCGGAGUCACUUUUACGUGUCAUUCAUAUCCUGAUAACAGGCGAGAGUGCCGACAGGGAGAGUGACAUCAUAGAUAACAUGAGGAACUACAACUUGUGGGGUAAUCGCCUGAACGGCUUCGACGUCCAGACGGUGCUCGCAGCGUUCCCUCUGUUGAGGCACUUCCCGAUCAAACAUGGCCGCAUCUGGCAGAACGCUGUCAAGUAUAGGGAUGCCGUGGCUCGAGUAUUUGUCAAGGAUCGGAAGGUGAGGAGCUCUUUCUUCUAUUGUCGGUAA